Fusarium subglutinans is the source of this 3624-nucleotide messenger RNA. RefSeq names its product d-amino acid hydantoin hydrolase (hydantoinase). Bases 1 to 3624 code for a protein of 1207 amino acids. The record is from RefSeq and is a predicted model, not a curated record. Gene Ontology annotation, biological process: glutathione metabolic process. Gene Ontology annotation, cellular component: cytosol. Gene Ontology annotation, molecular function: 5-oxoprolinase (ATP-hydrolyzing) activity. The transcript has 4 exons. NCBI's taxonomy places the organism in Eukaryota, Fungi, Ascomycota, Sordariomycetes, Hypocreales, Nectriaceae.
AUGACUCUAAGUAAAGCUGUACGUAUAGGAGUCGACGUCGGCGGCACCAAUACCGACGCCGUCGCCAUAGACGUCGCCCUGGCUGCACAAGGCGAUGCUCAACGUGGAGUCAUCGCCUUCAAGAAAACCCCCACCACGCCCGACGCGACUGCUGGAAUCGAGACUGCUGUAAGAGCUGUCAUUGAGUCUGGCAGCAUAGUUCCCCAGCGGAUUGCGAGCAUCACAGUCGGCACAACACACUUUAUCAAUGCGGUCGUGGAGAGAGAUGCCCGGCGACUCCAAAAGGUCGGUGUUUUGAGACUGUCACGUUCGUUCCUCCGAGAAGUACCUCCUUUCUCAGACUUCCCGCCCGAUCUGGCAGCCAUCAUCAAGGGAUAUUGCGGCAUCAUCGAUGGAGGCUUGCAUAUCGAUGGGUCUCAAGAAGCACCCAUCAAAGAAGCCCAAGUGGUGGCCGAAUGCGAAAAGAUCAAGGCAGAGAACCUUAAGGCGGUUGUGAUCGCCGGCGUGUUUUCUCCUAUUGACGAGGUAUUCAAGCAAGAGAGCCGUGUCAAAGACAUCAUCCUACGAGAAAUUCCAGGAAUUGAUGUCGUGUGUUCUCAUGAGGUGGCCAAUAUUGGCUUCCUAGAGCGCGAAAACGCCAGUAUCCUCAAUGCUGCUAUCCUUCAAUAUGCUCGGAAAACAAUGAGGAGGUUCAAUCAAGCCAAGAAGAAGCUUAACCUGACAUGCCCACUGUUUAUUACUCAGAACGACGGGACCACUCUUGAUGCGACUGCAGCAGCCAGGAUACCAAUCAAGACUUUUGCAUCGGGAGCCACCAACUCGAUGAGAGGUGCCGCUUACUUGGCUGGUAUCGAUGCUGGGGGCAACUCUUCGGCCAUCGUCGUGGAUAUUGGUGGAACCACAGCUGACAUUGGCGUGAUCCUACCAAGCGGACUCCCAAGACAAGCUUCCGCAUAUGUCACAGUCGCUGGAGUAAGAGUGAAUUAUUCAAUGCCUCAUCUGCACUCCGUUGGACUUGGCGGAGGUUCACUAGUGCGCAGCGUUGAUGGGAAGGUCAAGGUUGGUCCUGAGUCAGUUGGUCACUACCUUGUUGAAGAAGCUCUUGUUUUCGGUGGCAAUACAUGCACGGCAUCUGAUAUCGCUGUUUCCCUGGGAAGAGCAGGUAUGGGCGAUAAGAGCAGGCUGUCUGGACUGGAACCCGAGUUUGUCCAAUCUGCAAAAGCCUGUAUCAAGACUCUACUUGACGGAGCUGUCGAUGUCAUCAAGACCUCCGCUGAUCCGCUGCCCGUCCUUCUAGUAGGAGGAGGGGCCGUGCUUGCGCCAGAAGAUAUCUCAGGGGCCUCAAAGGUCAUCCUCCCCCCAUUCCACGAUGUUGCGAACGCCAUUGGCGCUGCAAUCUCUCGCGUCAGCGGCGACGUCGAUAUCGUUCAGAGCACAGCCCAUCAGACAGAGUCACAGGCUCUUGAGCGUGCAAAGACGAUGGCCGUCGAGCGAGCUAUUCAAGCUGGUGCGAUACCUGAAAGUAUCACCAUGGCAAACGUAGAGAGUAUCCCGCUGCAAUAUGUGUCACAUCAAGUUCGAACCAUCGUUAAAGCAGUGGGAGAUGUCGACUUCAGAGGUUAUGUAUCAGAGUUGGAGCUCGAUGCUGCAGAUGAUGACGACGAAGCCAGUGACGAACCUGAAGGACGAAAGAAUCGAGCUGUCAAGACUACCGAAGAUAUUCCUGUUGAUCCUUUCACGUACACUCCUACCAUCAAGGUCAGCGAUGAGGGAGUCCCUGAAUGGAUGCUCAAUGAAACAGAUCUGGCUUGGCUGGCUGACGGAUGCUAUGUACUGGGCUGCGCUGGUGGUGGAACUCCAGCUCCUAGCUUCAUCCAACUGCGGGAUAUUCUACGAAAAGGGCACACUAUUCGCAUUGUCGACCAGUCUUCCCUCAAAGACGAUGCUCUUAUCUACUGGGGCGGGCACAUGGGAUCUCCUGCCGUGUCGGUAGAGCGAUUACAGUCCACCGAGACAGUGGAAGCAUUCAAUGUUCUCAUGGAGUAUCUCGGCCAUAAGAGUAUCGACGCUGUCAUGGGACUGGAAAUUGGUGGUGCCAAUGGUAUGGAACCGAUGCUUGUUGGUUCCUCACGAUUCUUCAACGCGCCUGUAAUUGACGGUGACUGGAUGGGCCGAGCAUAUCCUACCUACUGGCAAACUACACUCGCGGUACAUAAGCCACUAGAACUCGUUCCUUGUGCGAUUGACUCUGGCGACGGUAAGAGUAUCAUCAUGACUCGAGCACCAGACGACGAGAUUGUUGACAGAGCAUUGAGAGCGUCAUGUUCCGAAAUGGGAAGCCGAGUCGGUAUGGCUGCCAAACCCACCACUACCGAGAACGUGCGGAGAUACGGCGUGCUUAAUACCUGCUCUCUUGCUUGGAGGAUAGGCAGAUGCAUUGCACGUAGUGUUUACAGUAACCAGCUCUCUACAGUUGCAGAGUCGAUUGUAGAAGAGGCUGGUGGAUUGAAGUCAGCUAGAGUAUUGUUUCGAGGCAAGAUUGUUGAAGUCGAGAGACGACUAUACAAGGGGCACUCUCAUGGCGCUCUACGCAUUGAAGCAUUCGAUGACCAAGACGAUGGCGAAUCGGAGCGAAUGACACCUGUAGUAUCCGGAGGGACACUGCGAAUCCCAUUCAAGAACGAGAAUAUUUUUGCUGAGCAUACCACUGCUGACGGCUCUGAAACCAAGAUCAUUGCUUCUGUCCCUGAUCUUAUUGCUGUUUUAGAUAACGGAUCAGGUAAAGCACUGGGUGUUCCAGAGUUCAAGUACGGUUAUAGAGUGACUGUCCUGGGCAUUACGUGCUCGCCGCAGUGGACCAGAACAGCUUCUGGUAUUGAGAUUGGAGGACCAAAGGCAUUUGGCUAUGAUGAUGUUGUCUACAAGCCUCUUGGGGAGUAUGUAGAACCUCUCGCUUGUGCCAACGACCAAGAUUUGCAUACUUACCCUCGAUCAGAGGUGCAAGAAAAGAGCCAGCAAGUCGCCAUGAUGGGCGAGAUGUUCACAGAAGCUAUCGGUGUCAUAUCAUGGCUCGGCCCAGCCAGAGACGAUGAUAGUAAUUUGGUGAUGUAUCUCAUGAGGUUCGACAUAACCCCAGAACCAGACUCACGAGAGCUAGAAGCCUUGCUUUCCCUCUUUUAUUGGCGCCGAGUCUGGAUCAUACAGGAACUGUACCUCGCAAAGAGCUACGUGAUUUGGUGCGGCCACGAAUCCAUCUCCGACACCAAGUUUGAGAGAUCCCCAGCCAAUCUCAACUGCCACAACGACACGUUCAGCAAUGACUUUUCCCAAAGCCCAGCGAACCAGCACUCGAUGGGCCGGUUGUUCCGCUCCAUCGAGAUCAACAGCCUGCAUCGGUGGAUAUCUGUAUAUUAUAAGAGAUUCAAGGAGAGUUUCAAGGUCGACUACUCAAAGAUACCGCGGGAUGUCUUCCUAGAGCUUCUAUGUCAGAGAGAUCUUUCCACGUGGCGCCGUGGAGAGGAAAAUCGCUGGCUGCAACUUGCGGAAAGGAUGAAGCUGGACAUAGAUGAGGAUUUGAGGAGACCGAAAUCUGAGAGGGUUAAUAUCCGAGAUGUUGGUGGCUAA